This is a messenger RNA of Girardinichthys multiradiatus, 4119 nucleotides long. Its product is annotated as large neutral amino acids transporter small subunit 1-like. Gene Ontology annotation, biological process: neutral amino acid transport; amino acid transmembrane transport. The transcript has 11 exons. Gene Ontology annotation, molecular function: neutral L-amino acid transmembrane transporter activity; L-amino acid transmembrane transporter activity. Bases 410 to 2014 code for a protein of 534 amino acids. The record is from RefSeq and is a predicted model, not a curated record. Gene Ontology annotation, cellular component: membrane. Lineage: Eukaryota; Metazoa; Chordata; Actinopteri; Cyprinodontiformes; Goodeidae.
ACCCCAAAUGGUCCUUUCUUGUAACCCACUUCUCUUCUAGAGCUAUCCCAUGAUUCACUUGGGGUGGGCGUCGGCACGAGCAUCAGCAGCAUCACUAAGUUUCAGCUCCUCCCUGCUGCAUGCUGGGAGGGAGAGACUGAGAGGAUCAGGGUCAGAUAAAUUACAGACAGAGUGACGGCACUGAGUGUAAAUGAGCGGACAAUUGUGUGCAUGAAUGUGUGAGAGAACAAAUUAGGCUGGGUUACAGAGAGAGUUGUGAGUGUAACUGUCUGUGCAUGAGAGAGAGAGAGAGAGAGAGAGGCAGAAGGUAAAUCCAGACAGGAUAGGAGUGAAUGUAAGGGGCAAAAAAAAAAAAAAAGGGAGACGAGAGGUAGAAGACAAGACAAGGGAACUCAGAAAAGGAGGGAAUAUGGCUGAGCCGGAGCUGAAAUCGAGAAGCAGCCGGGAGAGUGUUGCUAAAGCAGUGAGCCAGGAGAAGAUGGGGACAACUGAAGCAGUCCCCAACCAGGAUGGUCUUAUUGUGGAGCAACCAGCAUCCCCCAUGGUCUCUGACCCCACUGCCACAGAUCCAUCUAACAGCCCACCUGACAAGGGUGAAAAGAUCAAGCUCAAACGCAGCAUCACCCUCUUCAAUGGCAUAGGGAUGAUCAUAGGCACCAUCAUCGGGUCAGGCAUCUUUGUGACUCCAACAGGUGUGGUCAAGGAGACUGGCUCUGCUGGCCUCUCAUUGAUCAUCUGGUCUGCCUGUGGGGUUGUUUCCACCAUGGGAGCCUUGUGCUAUGCUGAGCUGGGCACGACCAUCACAAAGUCUGGAGGAGACUACACAUACAUCCUCGAAGUAUAUGGCGAACUUGCAGCCUUUCUGAAACUGUGGGUGGAGAUGCUAAUCAUUCGGCCAUCAUCCCAGUAUGUGGUCUCACUGGUUUUUGCCACCUACCUUCUUAAGCCCCUGUACCCGACCUGUCCUGUGCCAGAUAGUGCGGCCAAGCUCAUCGCCUGCGCGUGUCUUACUUCCCUGACAUUUGUGAACUGCAUCAGUGUGAGAGCAGCCACCAAGGUCCAAGACUUGUUCACGGCAUCCAAAUUAUUAUCUCUCCUCAUCAUCAUCAUCUUUGGCUUCAUCCAGAUUUCCACAGGUGACGUACCAUAUCUGAAACCAGAAAUGGCAUUUGAAGGCAGUAAAAUGGGAGUGGACAACAUUGUGUUGGCGUUGUACAGUGGUCUCUUUGCUUUUGGUGGCUGGAAUUACCUGAACUAUGUUACUGAGGAGAUGAUCAAUCCAGAGAGAAAUCUGCCACUGGCCAUUAUUAUAUCAAUGCCAAUAGUCACCAUGGUGUACGUUCUGACCAACUUGGCAUACUUCACCACCAUCUCUCCUCAAGUCAUGGUUGAGUCAGAGGCGGUUGCUGUGAGUUUUGGGGAGUACCAUCUUGGUGUAAUGGCCUGGUUGAUUCCUGUCUUUGUGGGGCUUUCCUGCUUCGGAGCCGUCAAUGGAUCUCUAUUUACUUCAGCACGGCUGUUCUACGCUGGAGCCAGAGAGGGUCAACUUCCUGCUGCUCUGGGGCUGGUUCACACUGACUUGUUUACACCUGUGCCAUCACUGAUCUUUACAUGCCUCCUGUCCAUGAUGUACACCAUCUCCCAGGAUAUCUUCUCAGUCAUCAAUCUCUUCAGCUUCUUCACCUGGCUGUGCGUUGGCAUGGCCAUCGCCGGGUUGGUGUGGCUGCGCAUCACCAAGCCAGACCUCAGAAGGCCUAUUAAGGUGUAUCUUUUUAUCCCUGUGACGUUUGUGUUGGGCUGCAUCUUCAUGAUCGUCGUGUCCUUCUGGGCUGCUCCGUUUGAGAGCCUGGUGGGAAGUAGCAUUAUUCUCACAGGCAUUCCUGCGUAUCUGCUUGGCUACAAGUGGAAGAAACCCCAUAUGGUCAAGAAGAUGCUGGAAAUCUUCACAAUGUUCUGUCAGAAGAUCUUCAUGUCUGUUCCUGAGGAGAAGGAGAAACAUGAGGUGGCCGAGUAAUGCCUGGCAAACUUAGCAACACUCUUCAGAUGUUCACAUUCAUUUUGAAAAAUAAUUUGAGCACAUUAUUUUAAAAUGUUAUCGUACCAGCUAUGUUAAAAGUGGAAAAAUAUAUAUAAAUUUACAAAGCGCAAAGGUGGCCUUAUGGAAUGCCCUUGUGUACAAAAUAUAAAAGCACAUUUUGUGACAUCCUUAAACGGUUUGAAAUGUCUGCAGGUCCAAAUUGUAUCUGAAUUUUGUUUCUGAUUUGUUUCUGUUCAUUUUACUCUGAAAGGUUUUGUCCUGUUUAAUGCUGGAACAUGCUUUCGUCUUAAAAUGUGAAUAGCUGCAAUGAAGACAUGAUUAUUUAGAUACUGCAAAUACAGUAUUAGAAGUUGCUAUAGAUCUACUGCCCUGAAGGUGUAUUUUCCAUUGAGCAGAGAAAAAAACAGAAGAGGUCUGAUGUUUUUUUUUACUUUUUAUAUCACUAACAUUAAAACUUCACAUAGUAUUCAAUAGUUAAGCUGUGAGAUAAAACUGAGGACUGAACAGUAUAUACAGAUCUAUCGCUGUAUUUGAAAUAUGCUGCUAGUGUAUAGUGGCUCUCAAAAGUCUAAUAGGGCUGCAGGAUAACAGGAAAACGUAGUUUUUAAUAUUAUAGCUGAAUAUUGCGUUGAUGAUAUCGAUUGCGAUUCACCUGGAUUUUCCUUAUUCUCCUUUUUUUACUUCUGUGUUUCAACAUUUCUCCUAAAGCUGUCUUGUCUUGGUCACUAAGAUCUACAUCAGAUGUGGACAUAAAGGACAGUGAAAGUAAAUGGGACAUUUAUACUGUACAACUAAACUGAUAAAUGAACAAAUCUGAUAGGGAGAAAAUAUGAAAGAAUAAAAGAGCCUCAAUAACCUGGUGAAUUAGAGGAUGAUUUAAUCAUGUUUGUACGUGUCAAAAACCUGGAAUUUUAGCACAGCUGUUUGCACUUUUCAGAGCCACUGUCCAAUGUUACUGUUUAAAGAGGACAACCAGCAGAGCCACUUACUUUAUUUGACCCAUACUAACAUUUCUGUUAAAAAGUUUCUAAUUUGAAACAGCUUUUUGCAAUCAUUUCUACAAUGAAUAAGCACGUAUUUUAAAGCACAGUGUCUAGAAACAUAAACAUGAUUUGUAAUUUCUUUCGCAGCAGUGCUGCUAUCAGGCUAGCCAGUUUUUUUCUAUGAUUUCAUUCCAGUGUAAAACCGAGUUAGCUCGGUGCCUAAAUGAUAGCAAGAUGACGAAAGCCACCUUCUCUGGUUGUAAAAUACUGGUAGCAGAUUUGAAAGACCUGUACAAAUGUAUCUUUAGUGAUUGUAUUAGUGUUUGCAUUAGAGUUUUUUUUUGUCUGUGCCAGCCUUGUCAAUAUUGAUAUUUCAUAUUUUUCUGACACUCAGACCAAAUUGAAUGUUUAUUACAAUUACUGACGCAGUCCCAAUAAACCCCAAAGAAAACAUUCCCAGAAGCAGGAAGCUUUACCAGCUUUGAAAGCUUACUCUGAAUUCUGACAUUCAUUAUAUACAAAAAUGAAUGCCAUUCUACCAAAAUGUUUUCUACCUUUUCUAUUUUCUAUUCUUAGAAUUUCUCAGAAUAACAGAAUUGAGUUAAUUCUCAACUCAUCCGUCCUUUAUGCUGUGAUAUUAUUGUAAUUAUUUUUAUUUUUUUUUCAGAUAGAAAAACAUUAACGCAGGCACUUAAUUUAAUUAUUAUGGUGCACAUUCGUAGCAACCAAUGAGGGGUAACCGUCAACUAUUUAUUUAUGUCUUGCACUCACCAAAUUAAUACAUCCACAGCAGCUAUGAACACACCAAUAAAUAGCACAAAGGCUAAAGACAGAAAUGUAAACACCCUCUUUAUUGAUUGGCCUCGAAUUAAGAUGAAUGCUUUCUGCAAGCCUGAUUAUAUAUUUUAUGUUGUGCGCAAAAUACUGUAUAUGUAUACAACGUUAUUAUACAUCUGUAAUUACAUUUGCCAGGUGAAAUGUUAUGGAAAAAAAUAGAAAACUUGUAUUUUCAAUCCUAAAGUAGAGAGUACCUAUUAUAUCUGUUGUAUCUCAGUGACCAUGGCAGGUACAUGUAAUAAUAAAAGUAUUUUCUUCAGA